AUGGUCUACCUGGAUGAGGACCAGGAUUGGAUCCCUGUACGGUACCAGGGACAGCGCCUAGUGCCUGGUGGCCAUAUCUACAGCGCUGAGAUAAUGGUGGAGAGUAAUGUCACACUGGAUGCCCAAACUGUCCUGUCAGCUAUCAAUUCAACAAACCUCUCACUGAGCAAACAAACAGUACAAAUCAUAAACACUGAACUGGUAGCAGAGUGCCUCAUUGUUGGAACUGACACGAACUGCAACUGCUCUACAAAUUAUCAUUGGAGCAAUGAAGUGUGCUACAACUACAGCUGCUGCAGGGAUGCUACUUGCAAACAAAAUGUAUCCUACAUCACACCCCUCUGUUCUCCUAAAGUUAAAGUUUUCAUCAUUGGAUCAGUACAGACUGCUGCAGCAUGGAAUCCAGCCAAGACCACAAUGCUUGAAAACCAAUUUCAAAAACUGAAUGCUUUUCAGUAUGCGAACGUUACUGGUUCAAGAAACAUCUCCACAUCCCCACCACUGGUGUAUGUUGACUUUGAGGUAGCUGUCAGUGUCAGAGUGCUGACUUAUAAACUUCAAGACAUAGUCAAAAAUCUUACAAGUCUGCUUACAGCUACUAUAUUUGUGGACACUUUAGGAAUGGUCAUUGUAGAGGCCCCAGGGACUCAAGUUUGCUAUCAGUCCACGCCAAAACUUGCAUGCAAACUUGAGGAGGCCACAGACAGCGCAGGCUGGAAUAUAACCACAAGGAAUCAGCGCUUUGAGCUCAACGACGGCAGUGUGGUCCAGCUGAAUAAGACCUGUAGCACAAAUACCUUCCAAUCUUGUAUUGGUGUUACCCUCAACAAGGUGACAGGCACUUGGGAAGGCACAUAUGAGUGUGGAUUUACCAUUGGGUCAAUCAGGCACAUAGGCAGGGCUGAUCUGAGUGUGGCCCUCCUACCUGAUACAAUUACCCUGAGUAGCAUGCCUCUUACUGUGGACUGUCCAGAAAAUCAGAAAAGUGUAAGCAUUACCGUCAGUGCCAUAAUCCCAGCAAGCAAUGCAACCUAUAACAUUUCGUGGGGCUACAGAGGUAAUCUUACUGCACAAAAUCUUUAUUCACUUAAAAAAAUGUCAUCUUCUGUUACAGCUUCAAGCAGUUACGUCAACUACACAUUCAAUCCUGCCAUCUCCUGCGAACAAACAAUUGAAACAUAUGUUAAUAUCAGUUUUAAGAAUGUAAUCGGUCAAAUUAAAAGUGCACAAUUGAACAUCCCAGUUAUCUAUGCUGGGAAGCCAUUUUGUAAAGAGGAGCUACUGGAUGAAUAUACAUGGCCAAAAACCCCAGCUGGAGACACAGUGAUUAUUCGAACAUGCCCAGCAGGCAAGGUUGGCUAUAAGUCCCGAUCUUGUAACGGCCCAGACUGGCAGGCAGUGUUCUCAAGCUGCGUCAGUGAACAAUUGAACAAAGUUUCAAAUGCAGCUGAAGCCUUCCUGAAGGGACUAGGGGCCACCCCGGAGGUGGCCAAGAAUAUAUUUGAAGGGCUAAAGAACAGCUCUACAUUAAGUUCUGGAUCCGGUGAAAGUAUUGCUGACGUUAGCGCCUCCAUCGGUGUUCUAAAUAUGAUGGCCAACGCAUCAAACACAAAUAAGUUGGGAGAGGAUAUCUUUCCUGAUUUUGUUAGUGCAGCAAGCAAUAUGUUGAAUGGCACCUGGAGUGGGGUAAAUGACACAAUUCGUUAUAAAAUGUCAUCAGACUACCUAGAUUCUGUGGAAGGUCUAGUGAAGAACAUUAACGUCAACCAGAGCAACGGAAUCAACAGUACAAAUCUAGACCUUACAUUCUGUCGAAGCAAUGACUGUAAUGUGUCUGUGUUUGACAUUGGUGUGAAUAUGAACAAGACCAAUGGAAUACUGAAAACUGUAGCUGUGAAAAAUCUAAUGAGUAAAUUAAAUAACAGCUUUAAUGGCACACAACCUGAACGUACCGACCUCAUAUUAUCAGCCACACUGGACAAUAAAAGUGAUUCAACUAUACGAAUUAGACUGGACUUCCCCAGUGGGAAAACCAACCCCACUCAACCUCACUGUGUCUUCUGGAACACCAGCAGGAAUACAUGGUCAGAUAAUGGAUGCAAUAUCAGCUUUUCUGAUGAAAACCACACAAUAUGUGAGUGCAACCACCUAACUGCAUUCUCUGUCCUAAUGUCCAAGGGUGAUGGAGGAAAAAAAGAUCACAUCCUUGAACUUAUUUCAAAUAUUGGCCUUGGUGUGUCCAUUUGCUCCUUGGUGAUCUUUCUCAUCAUUGAAUCUCUGGUGUGGUCAGCUGUGGUCAAGACUAACCUUUCUCAUUUUCGGCACACAGCUAUAGUGAACAUUGCCACAUUCCUCUUGCUCGCAUAUUGCAGUUUCUUGGCUUCUAGCAAUCCCAAGACUCUAACUGACAGCUGGUGUCUAGUACUGACCAUAUGCAAACACCUGUUUUUCUUGGCUAUGUUCUGCUGGAUGCUGUGCCUGAGCAUCAUGCUUGUCCACCAGCUCAUCUUUGUCUUCAGCCCACUGAGGAAAAGAGUUUUUAUGUUCCUCUCCAGCAUUUUAGGCUAUGUUUGCCCAAUCGUAAUGGUGGGAUCCAGCUAUGUGUACUGCAAAUAUACCAACCAGAACUACUACAACAGCGAAACAUGCUGGCUAGUUUACAAAAAACUCUUGGUUGGCUCCAUGCAUGCUUUUCUCCUGCCUGUGGGAACCAUUGUUUUGGCAAAUCUCUUUUCCAUGGUUGUUGUCAUCGUUACACUGAUGAAGACCUCAGUCCCUGACAGCAGCAAGGCCGAUGACAAGGAAACGGCAAAAGGCAUCCUCAAAGUGGUGAUUGUUCUAACACCUGUCUUUGGACUGACAUGGAUCGUUGGCUUCAUUCAACUCAUCAUGUCUGAUAGCCCGCACAUUAACGUUAUCAACUACAUUUUCACCAUCCUUAAUACCUUCCAGGGUUUUUUUAUUUUGAUCACAGGGUGUUUUGCAGAGCAGAAGGUCAGAGAGGAACUGUUCAAGCUCAUAACUGGAAAAUCAAAAGGAAAUGACAGCACAAAGAAAUUCACUUCAACUACGUACACAAAAGACCACUGAAGAUGUAGACUGUGAAUCCUGAACUAACAACUCGCCUGUCCAACUACCCCUCUACAGGAGAAUACAGUUAGCAUUAAGUUAGUAUGUAGUUCAUUGACAUUUACAGUGGGU
Messenger RNA from Neolamprologus brichardi, 3201 nucleotides. The record is from RefSeq and is a predicted model, not a curated record. NCBI's taxonomy places the organism in Eukaryota, Metazoa, Chordata, Actinopteri, Cichliformes, Cichlidae.